This is a messenger RNA of Marasmius oreades (fairy-ring Marasmius), 246 nucleotides long. RefSeq lists its product as uncharacterized. Bases 1 to 246 code for a protein of 81 amino acids. The transcript has 2 exons. The record is from RefSeq and is a predicted model, not a curated record. Lineage: Eukaryota; Fungi; Basidiomycota; Agaricomycetes; Agaricales; Marasmiaceae.
AUGGCCUCAUUGUCUAUUGGAGAAGCCCACGACACGAUGAAGACUUUACCUCUAAUCUUGACUUUGACUGUGGCUUCGUCGGCGCUGGCGUCCCCACAGUUCUUUACUACCAAUACCGAAAGUGACGCAGGCACGACCACAUGUAUCACUUGGACUUUCCUGGAUGGCUCUGUUACGACGAUUACUGCUCCUGGACCUGGCACUGCGACUGUUACACCUACGAUAACGGCUACGGCUUGGAACUGA